GUCAGGUUCGUGCGCCCUCCCGCCCGCCCGGCUGUGCCGCGAUGUUCCGCCUGCUGCGGCCGGGCCCGCUGCGGCCGCCGCUGCUGCCCCGCAGGUCUCUGCCCGCCGCCGCUUUCCGUCCUCCGGGCAGCGAGCAGCGCUUCGGUCGCCCUCUUCUCUCGCCAGCGCCGCCGUGCCGCGUAGCGCUGCGCGCCGCCACCGGCAUCCCCGCUAAGGAUGCGGGAUCCCCUGAAAAGACAGCCACAGAUCUCAGUGGUGAGAACAAGAAACUCAACAAAUCUCAGCAGCUGAAACAAGUUUUCAAACAGUAUGGUGCUGUAGGAGUUUCGUUCCAUGUUGGAAUUUCGUUAAUAUCUCUAGGGAUCUUCUACGUGGCUGUGUCAAGCGGUGUGGAUAUGACUCCAGUUCUCAUCAAACUUGGCUUCAGUGAAUCAUCCCUGCAGUCUAAGAUGGCUGCUGGUACAAGCACGUUUGUGUUGGCAUACGCCGUUCACAAGCUGUUUGCCCCGCUACGAAUCAGCAUCACUGUGGUUUCUGUGCCCUUUGUUGUCCGGUACUGCCGGAAGAUUGGUUUCUUCAAACCUCCUGCUCCAAAGCCAUGAUAAUUUCUUAUUGUUUCUUAUUAUUAUUUGUUAAAUGUUUAAUAUUCAUAUCGCUCUUCAGAUAUUCCUUUGAAUUCAUGUUAAUGCUGAUCUUCUCUUGCAUUCCUCUGGCUGAUUCUUUCAGGUAGAUGUGGCGGUAAAAAGUGCUGUCCUCAUCUUUCCCUUUAUAGAAAGCUCUUGAAACAGAGUCUGGUUUCCACUUCAAGUGCUCAUAUAAAUGCUUGACAAUGUGCCGUCUCUCACAAAAACCAGAAGUACAAUUCUGGGUCUUUAUUUUCUGGAUUUUUGGAUCAUUAAUGGUUCUCAUGCCAAAAUGCAGUUGCAGUUUAUUACUGCGCAGUUGGGAAAUAGAGUAAGAUUCCUUUCCCAGUAGUGGAGUGCUAUUUCUUCCAUGGACCAUGUAAACAGAUCUGUUGGUAAGUAGGUGUACUGGGAUCUAAGGUGCUACAUGAGUGUUUCUUUUGUUGCAGAGGGCAUUUUUAUGAUCCCACUCCUGCAAUCCAACACACAUGCCAAGCUAACUUUAAUGAGAGUACCUGUAUGCUUAAUUAUUGCAGUUAUAAUUGUUUUAGCUGGAAGAGGCAAUGCACCUCUCUGAAAUUAUGGCUCCUUUGUGGUGCUUCCAAGAUUUUGUUGUUUGUAACUAUGUUUUCUGACCUUUCUAAGGUCUUUUUUCUUUUCCUUUCAGUUUUAAAUGCUACAGACUCAUACUGAGUCUAGUGAAAUCAUUAUAACCAGAAUUACCUCCUGUGUGAGUGAAUGUGUUCCAAAGAUAAAGUGAGAGGCAAAGUAACUGUGGUGUUGAUACCUAGCUUUGUUACUGGGGACAUCCUGUUGGUCUGUUUUGGGGCUUUGUUUUUGUAUUUUAAGUUAGCUGUUAACAUGGGGGCUCCUGUGGAUGAAUCUCUGAUCCUCACCUGAAGUCCAGACGUUACAGUUUAGAACUUCUCAAAGCAAUACAUGUGCUCAUCUGGUAGACUGUUGAGCAUACCAACUCAAGGUGUAAUUCACUUCCUUAUUUGGGCAGUAUUCCUAUUAAAUUGUAUUUGCAUAUAACCACUUCUCAGUUAACCUAAAAAGCGGAUUUCAAAUCUAGGUAUUCAGCUUAACAUUCUGUGCUAAACCUGGGUUUCAGACUUAGGACUGUGCUUCUGUGAGAUGACUGAAGCCACAUCUGAGCCUUUUGGACCUGUUCUCCCUUCCUUGUCAGUUCUUGUGACAUUGUCUGCCUCUGUGUUUGUGCUUAUCACUUAUGCCAUGGUGGCUUUGACACAGAUCUAUGAAUAUACAGGAAUCUGAACUAAACUGGCAGAAAACUACAGUGACCAUCAAUGUAUUUUUUUAUUUUAUGUUUUGCUGAGUUGUCUUUCUGAAAAUAAAUACUGCUCAAGUGAAGAGGGAAAAACGAGGCAUGUCUUUGUCCUGAGCAAGUUGUUAACACUGCUCAGACAAUGUUAAAUUACAUCCUCAGUUAAUCAGCACGAAUAUUAUAUUUGGUACUGGGAUGGAAGCUUAUUGCUGGCUAUCCAAGAGCUAAAAACCUCCAGUGUCUACACAGCAAAGGAAGGGAUACUGUGCAGUAACAACAUGCAGCCUGCACUUCUAUUGUUUUCUGAUCUUCUGCAGUCUGGGGCUGGAUACAGAUAAUUUAUGCUGUCUGCCUCUUUGACAAUUGAAGUCUUACUUGGGCUCUUCUUGCUUCAUUUUCCAAGAAACGUUCUUUUCUACACGUUCUCUGGCUGUUCAGGUCAUUGUUCUGUUAUCCAAGGGUAACAAAAAGGAUUCCAUUAUAAUCAAAUAAUGACAGCCUUAUUUUGUUUGAUCAGUGAUUUCUAGCAAGUAGGGCUUGUCGUGAAGUUGAUAAAAGGAGUCAAACUUUUCCUUUCCUGUUCCUAGAGUGUUUCUAUAAACCAAGACUCAUUUAAAGCAAAUGUACCUGAAGUUAUUAAGAGGUACAAGCAGUAUAGAUUUUGUUGUGGUAAUAGAAAAUCCCUUCAUUUUAAAUUGUAACUGUAAGAUAAAGAUGGCUGUAUGAACUACUGGCACUUUUAGAUGAGUUUUUGCUAAAUAUUUUACAGUGAUUUGAGAAUAUAUUUUGAAUCCUAGAAUCCUUGCUUGUAAAAGAUCUUUUUAAAAUAGUUUGUAAGAUAAUAAGAGACCUUCCAUGGCUCCUGAUAAUGAAGAAAAUAAAUUGCUUUCUCGUA
Tympanuchus pallidicinctus (lesser prairie-chicken) is the source of this 2806-nucleotide messenger RNA. RefSeq names its product family with sequence similarity 210 member B (gene MIMS2). The record is from RefSeq and is a predicted model, not a curated record. Bases 42 to 602 code for a protein of 186 amino acids. Gene Ontology annotation, cellular component: mitochondrion. NCBI's taxonomy places the organism in Eukaryota, Metazoa, Chordata, Aves, Galliformes, Phasianidae. The transcript has 3 exons.